AUGUGCCUAAGCCUCCUCAGCAACACUUUAUUCAUCUCACCCCCGGAGGACAUGUCCGAGAAGACGUCGUCGUCCGCCAAUCGCCAUCGUCGCUGUCCUCCCGUCCCGCAGCACACGAUGGCGUCUUCGGCGUCUCCAUCGGCGUCGGAGCUGUCUGAGGGAUCUCCGCCGGGCUCUUCACGACCGUCCACCGCCUCCGACGCUUCUGGCGACGACGACGACUUCGACCUGCCCGUCCGUCUUCAAGAUGCCUCACUCCACAAUGUCUCUUUCGAUUGUUUUUAUAAUUUGAAAAAAAUAUAUGACUUUUUUCUUCUUGUUUGCUUUUCCAUAUGUUUGCUGUUGCAGAACACGGCCUGUUUGGACGACUUCGAUCGAAUCAAAACUCUCGGGACGGGAUCAUUCGGCCGCGUGAUGCUCGUCAAGCACAAGCAGUCCGGCAACUACUACGCGAUGAAGAUUCUAGACAAACAGAAGGUCCGUUGCCAUCUUCAGUCUGACGUCUUCUCGGCCUUCAGGUGGUGAAGCUGAAGCAGGUCGAGCACACUCUCAACGAGAAGCGCAUCCUUCAGGCCAUCGACUUCCCUUUCCUCGUCAACAUGCAGUACUCCUUCAAGGUUUCUUCAUUGUGAUCUUUAUUUUUCAAUUGUCGCAAUAUUUUGAAAUCUCAGAACACCUUGAACAUGUACGGAAAACUAUAGCCAUUUUUUUGAUCUACACAAAAAUCAACUCUCAAUCAUCUACUAGUUCAUAGACAUUCGCAGAAGCUUCCAUUUUUGAAAUCUGAUUUUUUUUUUCUUAACAUCAAUUUCAGGACAACUCCAACCUGUACAUGGUGCUCGAGUUCAUCUCCGGCGGAGAAAUGUUCUCGCACUUGCGUCGAAUCGGCAGAUUCUCGGAGCCGCACUCGAGGUUCUACGCAGCGCAGAUCGUGCUCGCCUUCGAGUACCUACACUCGCUGGACCUCAUCUACCGGGAUCUGAAGCCGGAAAAUCUUCUGAUAGACAGUACCGGAUACCUUAAGGUGAGAGGCUCCGCGCAGGCGGCCGUGCCCACCCCCGUUUCCAUGGAAUUCGAUCGACUCCCCCGGCCGGCUCUCUGGAUGCAGCCGCCGUCGAUCCCUUAUAGGGUCUGAUACGCGACUCCCCGCCUCAGCUGACCUGAAAAACUCCAAAAAUCUGGAGGAAAAAGAGCUAAAUCAGAGGGAAAAUACUCAUUGAAAAAAGGGUUUUCGCGAUAGUUUUGGAAUUUUCUCUCAUAUUGCUUUGAACCAGAAGUCGAAAUCCUACUUUCGUUAACUUUUGAAUUCUGAAAAUCAAGCGGUAAAAGCAAAAUUCUUAUUGGAAACUCAGUUUUUGCCAUUUUGGCUCAAUUAUCCAGUCCUUGAAUCAUAUGCUAAAACGACCUUUCUUAUCAAAAAUUAGAUUGAAUUAUCCUAGGAAAAGUCGGGAAGGGUUGAAAAAGGUUUUUAUAGAAAUUUUCCUUUAAAGGCGUCCUUUUUGCUGCUUUUUUGCGCCGUUUUAUCGGCUUUGAUGCACCAUUUCUUGAGCCUUUAAAAGUCUAGAAUAAUGAAAGGCUUGGAAAAGUGGCCCUUUUUGCUGCCUUUUUUGAGCCUCUUCCUUCUAGCGGCCAUUAUCCACCAUUCCGACUUUGCCCGAGUAUGAUGUGGUGAAUUUUUCGCAAAUUGUACUUUCCUUAGAAAAUUUUUUUUUAGUACUUUUAAUUCAUAUUUUUUACUAUUUUUAUCUUUUUCUCGUACCAUGUUCAAUAAUAGUGAUAAAAUUCAAAAGAAAGUUCAAAUAUUCAUCAUACACGGGCUUGACACGCCUUUUUUGAAACUUCAAGACUUCCGUUCUAAGAAACUGGUUUUUUUUUUCCUCUCUGAAGAACUUGCAAAACAUAUUUUGGGGUCUCUAACAGAAGUAUUUUCCCAGAGAACGACAAAGAAAAAAUUGAAUAUGAAAAAUUUUCAGAUAACUGACUUCGGUUUUGCCAAGCGGGUAAAAGGAAGGACAUGGACGCUGUGCGGGACUCCCGAAUACCUAGCGCCUGAAAUCAUCUUAUCUAAGGUAUUUUUCCUGUUUUGAUAUUCAACCUAUCGUUUUUCCCCGUUAAUUAUAUCCCCAUAAUCGGGUCAUCCUCAAUUAUUUUGAUUGGCUGAAAGUUUAAGAGAUUUUUUUUCUUGCAUUACAAUUAUUUAAAUCAGAAAAGAAUAUGCGAUUUUUCAUUCAUUUUCAGAAAAUCGGAAGCUCAGUCAAAAUUUACUUUCAUUCUGAGAGUUAGCCACUUAGGGAUUCCAUGAUGGUCCCUAUAGAGGUUAGGGGAAAAAACAGCCCCCAUAGAAACCGAAAAAGUGGUCCCUAUAGGGGUAAAAUUUAGGUGGUUCCUAUAGGGGUUGGGUCUGACCUCUUAGCCGCCUAACCUUAAGUGCUCCCUACAGGGGUCUUUCAAUUUUAUUCAAAAAAUCUUAUUGAUUUAGUUUUUCGCAUGGAAAGCAUAUAGUUCAAAAAAGUAAUGACUAGCAUGUCUUCUAUAGGGAUCACUUUUGCAAGCUUUAGUGACCCCUUUAGGGGUUGGUAAAGUGCUCCCUCCAUAGGCUCCUAAGGUUGCCCCCAUAGGGACCACUCUGGAGCUCCAAAGUAUGUUUUUUUUUUUUUCAAAAUUUUGCCCCUUUUUGAAGGAUUUUGUCUUUAAUUUUUUGCAAACUGUAAAUCGAGGAGUGAUUGAUCGAAAAUGGGUUAUUUAUCACCUUUUUUUAAUGGAAAUUUUUAAAAGAUGAAAAAGCGAGUCGUUAUCGGCCGCGCACAUUAUAUUUUGACUAUUUAUCCUUAUUCCUAUAAGCAAUUUCUCAAUAUUCGAUACGAAAAACUUCAAUAUGCAUUAUUUCAAGUGUCCUAGUUGCCUAAUCAUUUUUAACAAUGAGAAAAUUUUCAGAAUAAUAUCUUUUUUUCAGGGUUACAACAAAGCGGUAGAUUGGUGGGCAUUAGGCGUUUUGAUCUAUGAAAUGGCCGCCGGAUAUCCGCCUUUUUUCGCUGACCAACCCAUACAGAUCUACGAGAAGAUCGUCAGUGGAAAGGUUCGAUUUUUCUCCUUUUCUCAUUUUUAUCGAUAUGGGUCUUGAUGUACUGGGCGUUUGAGCCAUCUAUUUGCGCAAUAUUUAAAUUCCAAAAAUAUCAGUUUUUAAAUUUCUUAUCAUCCUCCAACGUCAUAUGUAGUCAAUGAGAAACUUUGAGGCUUCAUAAGUCGGAAAUGGGAUUUUUUUUGGAGGUAUUAGCUUUUUAAAACUUCUAGUUUCCGGUCAAUGGACUCUAUUCGAUGAAUUUCAUAGAACACCUCCUAAACGAAAAAUUAAAAUAAAGGUACUGAGGAAAGUAAACGGUGAACUGAAAACGGCAUCAACUUCAGAAACUGAAAUUGAGAAACAGUUUGAAAUGAUCUAACAAAAAUAAGAGAACUCCGAAAAAAAAGUGAACUUUUCGGUGGUAUUUUUGGUGUACCCCGUGUUGGACCUGUAUGGCGGGAACCUUGGGGGCAACCAGUCGAAAAAAAAAAUGCUUCUUUGAGCUACCGUAACAACUUGGGAAGGAACUGUAGAAAAUGGGGAUAUUGGGAAACGAACCACUUCAAAAUCCUGUACGAAAUAAGUACCUUAAUAGGCAUUUGAAGCUAAACGGAGUGCACCCCUGGUUACCCUGCGGGGUGCACCGAGGGUUCGAAACGGGGUGCACCGCAAUUUUCGUUAGAGACAUUCAAUAUCAGAACCUCAAGAAGAGAAAUCUUUCAGGUCAAAUUCCCGUCGCAUUUCUCGAACGAGCUGAAAGAUCUGCUGAAGAACCUGCUACAAGUUGACCUGACGAAGCGGUUCGGAAACCUGAAGAACGGCGUCGCCGACAUCAAAAACCACAAAUGGUUCGGCAGCACCGAUUGGAUCGCCAUCUACCAACGGAAGGUCUGUCCGUUCCCAUGGAAUGCCUAACCGUUUGCAAGCUUCCACGUUUCUUAUUUUGGACCUGUGCAUGGAGGUUUUCGUUCUUAUGAUUUUCUUUCGAUGCAAAAAAGACUGGUUUACUUUUUUUCGAAACAAAAACGCUUUCAAGAAGUCAUUCAAGAAUUGCACUAGGGAUGCUAGUUGUGCUGGUAAACGUCUCUUUUCAGUUCUCCUCGAUCUUUGAUUUCUUCCAAAGUUUUAGUAAAGAAUCGUGCGUAAUCGGUCUUGGGAAGUUCAGAGUGGUUCAUAUAGGGGCAACUUUAGAGGUCCUUGGAGGGAAAACUUUACCAAACCCUAGAGGGUCCACUAAAGCUUGCAGAAGUGGUCCCUAUAGGGGACAUGAUAAACGAUAAAUUUUAUGAACUCUAGCCGAACAAGCAUGUCCAUGCGAAAAAAUAAAAAAUAAAUCUCCUUUGAAAAAAAAUUUAACGAUUCCUAUAGGGACCUUAAGCUUUAGGGGCUCAGGGGCCCAGCUUGAUUUUACCAUUUUUCGGCUCCUAUAGGUGCUCUUUUUGCCCCUAACCCCAAUAGGGACUUCUUGAUUUUACCCCUAAAGGCACCACUUUUUUGGCCCCUAACCCCAGUAGGAACCACUCUGAAACUCCUAAGUAUAUAUUUUGCAUGAAAUCGAGGUUUUUUAAUAGAAUAUUGUCAAGAUAUCCGGAGAUCGAGUGGAUUGAAAAGGGAAUUCGUAGUGCAUGUGAGUGUGCAGGUGACGCCGCCGUCCUUCUCCAAGGGCGAGUCUUCCGGACGACUUUUCGAGGCCCUCUACCCGAGGGUCGACGGCCCCGCAGACACGCGUCACUUCGUCGAGGAAGUGACCGAGCAGCCAGACUUCGUCAUCUCCGACGUCAACCAACACGGCGACCUUUUCGCUGACUUCUAGCCUCGGUUUCUUCUUUCUCUUUCGCUUCCACCCCCUUUAGUGGAAUCCCAAGCAUGUUUUUAGUUUUUUUUUCGGUUUUUUCAGCUGUUUGUUAUAGUGAUCGUGUAAAGAGUUUGCUGUAGUGGAACGCAUCUUUUUGGCUUUUGAAUGCCACUUUUUUAUUUAUAAUCGAUUGAUUUUAAAGAGUAUAAAAGAAAGUAUAUAAAAGAAAGUCUAUUUGUCAAAAAUUUCUUUUUUUUUUUAAUUUUUUGAACCGAUUUUCAAACAUAGGCAAAGUCGGAAAAAUGGAAACGGAAUGAAUAGAAAUGUUCUUUUUAGGAUGAAAAAGGCUCAUUUUUUGCGCCAUUUUAUCGGCUUUUAUGCACCAUUUUUGCAGCUUCUCUUUUCUUUCACUAUUUCUCGCGCCUUUAAAAUUGUAAAAAUAAAAAAGAUCCUUUUUGCUGCCUUUCUGCGGUCAUUUUUGAGCCUUUUGGCUGCCAUUAUCCACCAUUCCUAAUAAUUAAAUUUUUACCGAAACUUUUUCUUCUAAAGAACCUCGGUAUUUUUUCUCAAAUAAGAUGUAAAGUUAUAACAAAAGCCGAUACGAUUAAUUUCCCUAUUGAGAAAAGACUCACCCUAAUCGAAACAAUCCAACAAGAGUUGCAUGUGAAAGCCUCAGAGAAGCAAAAUUAGAAACGAAUCUGGCGAUUUCAGGUCGAAGCGCCGUUUCUACCAAAAUGCCGAGGUCCCGGCGACGCCUCCAACUUCGACGACUACGAAGAAGAGCCGCUUCGCAUAUCGGGCACGGAGAAGUGUGCCAAAGAGUUUGCCGAGUUCUAG
Caenorhabditis auriculariae is the source of this 5693-nucleotide messenger RNA. The record is from the annotation of a GenBank genome assembly. NCBI's taxonomy places the organism in Eukaryota, Metazoa, Nematoda, Chromadorea, Rhabditida, Rhabditidae.